Molecule: messenger RNA, 714 nt
Organism: Abrus precatorius (Indian licorice)
Lineage: Eukaryota; Viridiplantae; Streptophyta; Magnoliopsida; Fabales; Fabaceae
Exons: 2
Coding region: 27-539 (170 amino acids)
Source: RefSeq, a predicted model, not a curated record
CCAUCUUUUUCUUGCUUCCAUAGCUAAUGGCAUAUGUUCAGGUUAUCACAACUCUUCUUUUUGCAUUAGCUCUUGCAAGAAUUGACCCCUCAACAUGCCAAAUGCUAUACGGUCAAGUCUCCUGCGUUGACUGCACUCACAACUACGAUUUAUCUGAUAUUAAGGUUGCAGUGAAGUGUGAAGCUGUGGAAAAACUGGGUGUGGCAACUACGGAAGAUAAUGGCUCCUUCAAGGUUGAUCUUCCUUCAGGCCACAUAAAACCUUCUUCUGUGAACUGCCUAGCAAAACUUCUUGGUGGGCCAGUUCAGCUUUAUGUCUCAAGGAAAAAUCAGGUCUCACAAAUUGUGAAGGACAAAGAGCAAAACAGCUACACCAUCACUCCUCUUAGUUUCAUGACAUCAUGCCCACAAAACACAAAUUGUAAGGCUGCUAAACAAGCGGGUUCAUCCAAAACCGUUGAUCUUCCUUUGCCUCCAGAAUGGGGCUUGGCACCAAGUAGCUAUUAUGUACCGUUCUUUCCCAUCAUUGGAAUACCUUGAUCAUGUGUUCAGGUGAUUUAUAAUCACUUGAGUAAUAAUAUGUGUAGGGAGCAAUAGAUCACUUUAUAUGGUCUUGUUUGUUACAUAUAGUUAAUUAUAGAUGAUGUGUCAUGUGUAGUGUGAAAGAAUGCCACAUAUGGUUGUAGUAUAUAGUUUAUGAUAGGUUGUGAAGGAA